Lampris incognitus (smalleye Pacific opah) is the source of this 3876-nucleotide messenger RNA. Its product is annotated as collagen alpha-1(II) chain. NCBI's taxonomy places the organism in Eukaryota, Metazoa, Chordata, Actinopteri, Lampriformes, Lampridae. The transcript is spliced from 52 exons. Gene Ontology annotation, molecular function: extracellular matrix structural constituent. The record is from RefSeq and is a predicted model, not a curated record. The coding region runs from base 1 to 3876 and encodes 1291 amino acids.
AUGGGGGAUCCAUACGCCGCCAGAGACCACUGUACCCUCUUUCUACCCACCUGUGACCAGCUGGCCCCCCAAGACUUCCAGAGAGCAAACUCCUAUCAGUGGUUUGACUUGUCCUCGGGUACCACGGCGGAUGACUUGCCAAGCAGUGCAAAGGGUUCCACAGAUGAGCUUGACGCACAUAUGGAUCCAGUGCCUGAAAGCAGCCGUGGAGACUCCGGCCGCAAAGCUGCUCUCGCACACGUGAGCGGCGUCACACUUGUCGAUGAGCCUCCUUUCCUGAGGCUCACCAGCCAUGAAGAGAAGCGACACCACGAAAUGAGCCCUUCUCCAGCUUUCCAAAGCUCUGAUGAAAACAUCACUGCUCAAAGAAGCCCCUCGGAGGCAGCCCACAAGACAGCCAGGAUGUCUGGGACAGCCGUCCUCAGCACAGAGCCGGACUGUCUGCUGCAGGAGACGUGGUCCGGGGCUCUGACAGCAGGAUGUACCGGCUCCUUCAAGGCCUUCCAGGGCCAGCCGGGCGGUGGGGGAAAAGAGGCUCUCAAGGCCAGGAGGGCCGAGAAGGGAGGCGAGGGGGGCCGGGUCCCCCGGGGCCCGCAGGACUGCCCUCCCUCUACCUCUGGAGGAACACCGAGGAAGACUGGACCGCUUUUGAGACACAGCCGGGCCCUGCAGGACCAGCAGGGGAAAUGGGAAAGCCUGGCCCUCCGGGCAUUCCCGGUGAGCCUGGGAGCAGAGGACUGCCGGGACACAGAGGAGCUCUGGGACACCCUGGACCGAGGGGCGUCCCUGGGAAGGCAGGAAAUUGGGGCAAACACGGCCAGCAUGGUAUGGAUGGGCAUCAUGGGCUCCCAGGCCCACCCGGGCCCCAGGGUUUUAAAGGAGAAGAAGGAGACGCUGGACCUGCUGGCCUCCCUGGUCCGUCUGGCAAAAAGGGCUUCCAGGGGCUUCCUGGACCACCAGGGCCACAGGGAGCCCCUGGGUGCCCCAGGUGGAACUGGCAUGAUUGGACCACAGGGCAUCAAUGGCUCUGAGGGAGGUCCAGGUCCCACUGGUCUACGAGGUCGCAAAGGCCCUCCGGGCCCCAUAGGUUUAACAGGGGAGAGAGGCCUACCUGGAUCUAGAGGAGCCCAGGGACAUCCAGGGAUCACCGGCCCCCUUGGUUCAAAAGGAGAUACGGGCGAAAUAGGACCCAUCGGAACAAGGGGAAUGCUCGGCAUUGAAGGGGCAAUGGUGAUCCUUAAACGUUACCAGUUUUCCAUUCAGGAGCUCUGUACAUAUCAAGAUGAUUUCCAGAAUGAACUGAAAGGCUCCACUGACAGCAAGUUGACUUAUGGCCUCCGUGGUGCAGGAAUGACUGGAAUUCCUGGUCUGACGGGGUUUCCAGGUGCCACAGGCUUUAGAGGACUGGAUGGGCACAAUGGAGUUUCUGGACCCAAAGGAGACAAGGGACCCCCUGGCAUGGAGGGGAUUCAAGGCCAACAAGGAGAAAGGGGCAAGCGUGGCCUUCCCGGUCUCCCAGGGGUGAGAGGUCAACCUGGGCCGCAAGGACACAUGGGUGAAGAGGGUGAGGGUGGCCUCCAAGGAAUGAUUGGAAAUCAGGGGCGAAAGGGUCGUGCAGGGCUCCAAGGCCUGUUUGGUCUACCUGGAAAACCGGGUUAUAGAGGCCAUGAGGGGGUUGAGGGAGCAGAAGGAAAGCCUGGUACACAGGGUCCUCCUGGCUUAGUUGGCAUCCCCGGGCUGAAAGGACCUAGGGGUCCACCAGGAAAGCCAGGCCAAGAUGGCGUCCCUGGACCAGUGGGUGAGCGGGGCUUUACGGGGAAACCAGGGGUCCUGGGGCCUCAAGGGCCAGUCGGCAUGUAUGGUCCUCCAGGCCAGUCAGGAGUAGGGGGCAGCAUGGGGAGCCCUGGGCCCCCAGGUAGUCAGGGACCUCCUGGGCCACAAGGGCCAGCUAGACCCAGAGGGUUUCCAGGCAAUCCUGGGACAGGUGGAUUCAUGGGUGAAGCUGGAGAAAAGGGAGAGCAGAUCACACAUGGUGCCUCCAAGAUCAUCCACUCCCCUACAGCCAACCUCUCAGACGUGAACAACGGAGCCAUCACACGCCUUGCCCUCACAAUAGGCAGCCCAGGCCCAGUUGGUGAGGAGGGAACUCCUGGAACAAAAGGCUACCAGGGAGCUCCAGGCCCCCUGGGACGAGCGGGCCCCAAGGGACCAAAAGGAGACUCGGGGCCCUUGGGCUCCCAAGGACUGCAGGGUGAGCCUGGGCGGAAGGGCAAAGAGGGAGAUGUCGGAGAGAUGGGCAGUACAGGGAAUCCAGGAGCCAAAGGACAAAAGGGCUUUCCUGGUCUGUCUGGAAUGCCCGGGCCUGAUGGAGCACUGGGACAAAAGGGUGAAACUGGUCCUGCUGGUUUGACUGGGAUCUCUGGGACUUCAGGUCCAAAGGGGCUGACCGGGACAAGAGGUCCUAAAGGUGACGUGGGAAAACUGGGGCAUAAGGGAUCAGCAGGAACCAUGGGAAGACUCGGUGAUGUCGGUCUGAAGGGUUUUGCUGGACCAGUAGGGUCUGGAGGAGAUCCUGGAGAGAAAGGGGAGUCAGGAAUGACGGUGAGAGGAGCCCAUCAGUUUCAAAAAGACAUCUUUACGAGUACAUGGGUCCUGAGGGUCUGUCAGGUGACAGAGGACCGACAGGGUUGCCGGGAUCAGAAGGGCCAAAAGGUGGACCUGGGCCCGAGGGAAGAAAAGGACAAAAAGGUCAAAAGGGGAAGAGAGGAAAAGCUGGAAAUGGAGGCUUCAGAGGACAUCGAGGGGAAAAGGGGGGAAAGGGACCGAUUGGUCCAUUUGGUCCUCCAGGAAGACAAGGUGCUUAUGGUGCUGCCGGCCUACGUGGCGAAAAAGGUGAAAUGGGCGGAGCGGGCUCGCAGGGGGACGCUGGAACGCUUGGACCACCGGGGCCUCGUGGUGGACAGGGCUUUAAGGGGGAACAAGGCCCGACUGGGGGGUGAUAUUGGUCCAACUGGGAGACGAGGUACUCCAGGCCUACCCGGGCUUCCUGGUUUGUUUGGGCAGAAGGGCCUAAAAGGAUUUCCUGGACCGCCAGGCCAUGUUGGAGAGAAGGGCUUACCUGGUCCUCCUGGACAACCUGGGCCACCAGGACCAUCGCUGAACCUUACACUGUCUCAGCUGAAGGAUGUCAUGUACCUAUCAGACAAGCCCAAUUUUGUCUUGGUCCGGACCCUUUUGGACUUCCUCCGCAGAGACCUCCGAUGGUUCCUCGAUCCACCGGAUGGCACCAAGGAGCACCCGGCCAGCACAUGCCUGGAGCUGUGGCUAGCACAUCCCGACUACUCCAAUGGAAAUUAUUAUAUUGACCCUAACCAGGGUAGCCCUGCCGAUGCAAUUCUGGCUUACUGUGACUUCACAGCAGAGCCCAAAACCUGUUUGACUCCACUCCAACCUCAGGUUGCUGUAAAGCCUUGGCUGAGAGAUUCCAGCACCAACAUUUCAUUCCAUUGGUUGAGUACAUUUGACGAGGGCUUCCAGUUUGAGUAUCCUGGAGCGAACGUGGUACAGAUGAGGUUCCUGAGAUUGAACAGCAGGUUCUCCACCCAGAACGUCACAUACUCCUGCCACUCGGGGAGCAGGCAGGGCCUCAGAGAGAGGGAAGUCAAGUUCCUGGCUGAUAGCAGGAGGCAAAGUUACCUGGGAGCUUUACGAGACUGCGUGCGCUCUGAGCAGCUGGACUCGGGACCCGUGGAAUCCGUGUUCCAGUUCGAGAGUGAAGACCUCCAGCUGCUUCCACUUAGGGACAUCGCAGUGCUGGGCAACAACGAGCUAACCCAGGAGUUUGGCUUCACCGUAGGGCCUGUGUGCUUCAGUUAG